This is a messenger RNA of Cyphellophora europaea CBS 101466, 2115 nucleotides long. RefSeq lists its product as uncharacterized. The transcript is spliced from 2 exons. Bases 1 to 2115 code for a protein of 704 amino acids. NCBI's taxonomy places the organism in Eukaryota, Fungi, Ascomycota, Eurotiomycetes, Chaetothyriales, Cyphellophoraceae. The record is from RefSeq and is a predicted model, not a curated record.
AUGGGUUGCAAGAGGAAAAGGUCGAAGCGAAACGCAGCAUUAGGUUCGUCGACCAGGCGUGGCAAGAUCUGGCUUGAUCAUAUUGUUGACGAACUGCUGAGUUACUUGGAUUCUGAAGUAGCCUUCCUCGACCCUGCAUCGGAGACAGCAAGAGAGAGACAAUUUGAUGACAUUGACGAAGAAUUAGCACAGCACCUGAACUAUACGAGGGACGAUGGCAAGAACUCACUCGACCAGGUUCGCAACUUCUCUGCAAAACAAGUCCGAGCGAAGCUUCCUCGGCUGUAUGCUACGCGUAGACGGGAUGUCCGCAGUGAUGAUGACUGGACCGUCAUCUACAGGGAAGGCUCGAAUUGCAUAGAGUGGCCAGUCAACAGCGAACGCGAAGCACGAAUAGCUCGCAGAUCAAAAGAGAUCAAGCACGCUUGGAGAAUGCAUUUCCUCCAUUCACCCAGAAAGACGAGAGCGGAUUCCCAGAUUAGAGGCACCCCUCAGAACUCGCCGCGGAGGGCCAGCCGUGCGCCAGUCAACACCACACGCUUUCACGGGAGGAUGGAGGGAUCCAGCAUGGCUAGCAGUCAUCCUCUCAGGCAGAAGCGCACCAUUGAUGAGUCUCAUCACGUAAAGCUCCUCCCGUUCGCUCACAGAACCCAGCUAAGUUUUCAGGUUUUGGACACAGAAUCUCUUGCAACAGAUGGCGAUGGUAGCGCCUUCAUCAAAGUUGAGAACGUCACUCAGACGCCGCCUCUCUUGUUGCCUCGAAUCUCUAAUAAUGAGGUUGAACAAGACACACCAGCGCUGCGAGAUUCACAAGAUCCAUCUGAGUCUGAGCCUGAAGCCUUCAACACGCCGCUGAGAGGCCUGAGUCCCGUAACUUGCGGCAAUGCUGCAUCCAAUAAGAUCAUUGAUAGGUCUCGACCGUCACUGGUACUCAUGGAGCGCUUGCAAGAGGUCGAGAAGGAGCUUCAGACUGUCAAGAAAGACGCAGCGCUGACCAUCGAUUUCUGGAAGGCCAACUACUGCAAAGCCAACGACGAACGAGCGAAGUUCAUGAAGUCCAAAAGUGCUCUGGUCGUGAAACUAGGUAAUCUGCGUGAGACUGGUAGUAACCUUUCCAUUGACGAUCUCGUCAAUUGUCAAGCCGUGGUUGACCAGCUCCUCGAUGAGAGGGACUCACAAAAAUGCGUCCAAAGCUUGCGGUGCAGCACAGAUACACAGCCUGACGAUGAGACCAUGGCAAGGGUUUCCAAGCUAAUGCAAGAUAUUGGUCAUCGUCUUGAGUCGACCUUGAAGAAUGUCAAGUUCACGACCGUCUCAGGGCUGCGAACCUUGCCACAAGACCACCCCCUUGGGUCUCUUUUCGAACAAGCCUUUGGGAUCGAGUGGAAGUCUCGGGGAUCAGUGGAUUUGCUUGAACGGUGGUAUGACAGACCUUGGUCGCGACGAUACACCCUUCUUACUUUGGCUGGAGCUGCUCUCGCGUGUUGGGUUUUUCGACAGACCCAAGCGGAUGUGGUUUUUGAUCGUUAUCAGGGUGUGGCGACCCAAAGCCCGACGAAUCGGUACAGAGAAGCCAUCCAGCUUGUCGCGCAGAAUGAUCCAUCAUUCGCGAGAGCCAUUGACUUAGUUGUACACAAGAGAAUGACUGAAGAGCACUCAUACGAGUAUUUUCAGAGAAACAAGGCUGAUGAUCUGGCGCGUAAGCUCCAGCAUGCGUUAGCGCCUCUGUGCCAGCUGAGUCCAUGUGAUGAAGAGGAAACUGACGGCGACGCCGAGGUCGAUGAAUACGCAUUUGGCCAACUGAGCGACGUGUUCUUCGGUGCAUUGGAUGUGCAAUGUCGUCUGGUGCUUACAGGCUGGCGGUACGAAUGCGCUUGGUACGAGCCUGGCGCUGCCUUCGACAAGAAUACUAUGACACCUUACAAGGUGCAGGACGCCGGUGCUGCGGACACAUCAACUGUCAGGCUGACGCUGUUGCCUGGAAUCAUCCACAUUCCAAACAGCAAGGUCAACGCCGAUUUUGGUGGGUUCGCAGAGCGACGUCGCACGGGUAACGAAGAGGUAGUGUGCUUGGUGCGCUCCGUAGUUCUGCGCGGAAGCGCAGGCUUGCAUUAG